AUGUAAAUGUUCCCGAAAAUAAGCAUGCCGUGUCGCGUUCUCUCCACUGUGCGCUUCUUUUGUUCUUGACUAUUUCCUCUGCUUGGGGAUAAAGUCCGCAGUUUCCAUGGAGAUGAGUGCUUGAGAGUAGAAAGGUCCCACAUUGGCCCGGCUCUCCUCUCGAAUGCCCCAAUCUCGACCUCGUGAACCAGGUGGAAUGCAAGAGAGAAACUGAAGCCAGCAACAAAGAGCAUUAAAAGCUAUUGGGAGAAACGAAACUCCAACCAAAAUAUCCGUUUUCUUGCAUAUUUCCCUUUCCAGCUCCUCUGCGACUUAUUAAUGUGGAUUUCUUCACUUUCCUUAUUAAAGUCUUUCAAGCACUAGAACUAAUGCCCCCUGACGGAUUGUCUGGAGUCCAUUCAUGGUUGUAGUAAGCAAAGAUCGCAUCUUUCCGCGUUUUAUCGCUGUUUUCAUUCUUCUGAUCUCCUUGUUUCUUCUUCUUCUUCUUCCAAUUUAUUCGCCAAAUAGAGAUCUUGAAGGAAGGCAAAGCAGUGGUUUUUGUGCCCUUGCGCUCCAUCUUCUUCCUGUUUGAUCUGCUUUAUUUGAGGAUGUUUGAGAUAGGCGCAGGGGAAGGGUGAAAAGAAACUCCUAUCUGGUUGAAUCUGCAUCACAUUUCAUUGUUCUCGGUAUAAAUCGAUGGCGUCGCCUCAGUGAAGUUUCGAGUCUGAUCGAUCAUCUAGAUUCAAGUUGCUGCAGUAAUAAACUGGCAGAAAUGACAGGCUAUAGAUUUUUGUGAUUGAAUUUGCUUUCUCCAUUUAUGAAAUGGGGGCCAUCUGUUUGAAUGGGAAAGAACCAGACCCUGAUAUUGAAGAAUUCGAACAAGAGACCGACAGAGAUGUUGCUUCAUCAGAACUUGAAAUGGAGUUUGAGAAGAUGAGCAAAAUUUCACCUUUAACCUUAGAUGUUAUUUGCGGAAAAAGAACUAGUAGAUGCUGGCUCAAGUCUUGUCCUUGUGGAAAUGAUUCUGAUCCUCCAAAUUUUGCAUGUUUACUUAACUCUAUUGUGAAUCUUCGGCAGCAUUCCACUUAUUUAGAUGAUUAUAAAGGCCCUUUUUCCUUAGAUAUGCUUAAUAAAACAUUAUCUUGGUUUAAUUCCCCCUUGGACCCAAGCUUUCCCGAAUUCAUUUUUGAAGAUUUAAUAUCUCAGAGGAAAACAAGUAAGUUCUUAUCUGAAAAGUCAGUAGUAGAGAGCAUGGGGAAUGUGAUUCCGAGUCACUCUGAAUGGUGGAAACUUGAUGCGUUUGAGGAAAAUUCUAAGGCAAUUUCUCUCCUUAAAAGAUCACUCUUUGCUCACUUAAGUUUUCUAAAUGGUGUAAUAAACCUCCAUAGAUCAAGAUCACCCAGCCCUAUGUGGAGAACAUUGAAAUGGAGCAAAUCACCUUUAUUUGUCAAUAACACUUCGUCGCGAAGUUCCAAAAGUGAGUCGACUCGAGCAGAUGAAGAAGCCUCAGAAGUAAAAUUUCCGAUGAUGAAACUCAUUUCCUCUUCAAGCUCCAAGUCCAUAUUUUCAUGGCAGUCCGCUCUAUCAGCAAACUUGUCUAUCAUGAAAGGACAGCUUCAGUGUUUUCGAAAGGACGGGAUGCCUUAUUUCAUCUUCUUCCUUGAUGAUGCCCCUCAAGUGAUAUACUCGGCCUGUUCUACGAAGAUUGAAUCUUCUGCCGAGAAGGCCUCUGAUACCAUGUAUUUAUUUUACUGUAAAGGUCACAACAAUGGCGACUCGAUCUCCAGGAAGCACAGCAUGAAUUCCGCAAGCUUAGUUGCGAAAAUGAAGGUAUCAAGCUCGAUACUUUUGUCACAAAACAGAACAAAAAUCGUCGAGACUGAGUUCGUUUUGUAUGGAUACCAGGAAGAAAUUUCAAACAAGCUACAGAAAUCAUCUUCUCUGGUUUCUGGGAGUAAGGUUUUUCCUUGGAAAGUUGCUGAAAUAUUUAAACAAUGCAAUAUGGGAAAGAUUCAGCCAAAGCAUAAAAUUAAUGAUGUGGGUGACAUUAAUGAAUCUAAUAUUUCUAAUGAUGCUUCUGAUGUUCUUCUCCCUAAUCUCGAGCUUGCCGCCAUUGUUGUCAAAGAUAGCUUCGAAGACACCACCAAUGGCUUAAUCUCCGGUGGUUGGGGCCUGAAAUUUCUCGAGAAAGUUAGUAAGAAGAAUCCAUUUUUAGAGACUUCUCUUCCUUCAUGUCGCAGUAAGAAAGAUGGAUCUGGGAGGAGCUUGAAUGUUAUAAUUCCUGCUGACCUUCAUGGUGGACCGGUAGCCCCGCACGGCGGUCCGGCGAGUAUUAUUGACCGGUGGAGAUCUGGUGGGCAGUGUGACUGUGGUGGUUGGGACAUUGGAUGUCCUCUAACAGUGCUGAACCAGAGCACCCUUUGUUCAAGUUCUUCUACAAAGGAUGCUGAGAAGAAGACCGUUGAUCUGUAUAUACAGGGCAAAAAGAAGAGUGGGCAGCCCAGUCUGAGUAUGACGAAGAUGACAGAAGGUCUCUAUUCCAUUUGCUUCCAAUCUUCUCUUUCGGCUCUUCAAUCUUUUUCGAUAGCAGUUGCUGGCAUCCACAGAAAUUGCUGAUUUUGCUGCGCAGAAUUAUGAGUUGUGAAGAAGGUUUUAAAGGUUUAUGACAUUUUAGGCCUGGUUUUUUAAUGUAUUUACAGGGGGAGGAGAAAAGGUUGGUUGUGUAACUAAUUUCAUACAUGUAUUUUUUCUUAUUUUUAUACUUUGUAUUUUGUUAUUAGUGAUUUUAAGAAUUAUAUUGCAUGUGGAGUGCAAUUAAAUGUUUGUUGGUGGAAGCAUUUGGAAAAUAAUGAUAUGUUUGUGGAAGAUUUA
Messenger RNA from Phalaenopsis equestris, 2850 nucleotides. RefSeq lists its product as uncharacterized. The transcript has 3 exons. Bases 802 to 2595 code for a protein of 597 amino acids. The record is from RefSeq and is a predicted model, not a curated record. NCBI's taxonomy places the organism in Eukaryota, Viridiplantae, Streptophyta, Magnoliopsida, Asparagales, Orchidaceae.